AUGUUAUAUAGAUAUCCCAGUAAAACUAGUCCUACCAAGCUAGAAGUGUUUAAUCUUAUUAAUGAAUCAUUAGAAUUACAUGAAGUUACAAUGGAUGAUAUAAUAGCGAUUAUUCCAAUAACUAAAUCACAGUAUCCAACAAUUAAAUUAAUUAUUAAAAAUACUCAAAUAAGAGAUUACAUAUAUUCGAGUUUUAUAAAAAUGAAACAGCAAAACCUGUCGAAUGUAUGGAAAGAAACUCAAAUCUCACAGGACCUUAUUAAAAGAUCUAGAUUAAGACGUAAACAAUUAAUUCCUUUUUUAAGCGAGUUAAGGAAAGCAGUGGAUUAUGCCGAUAGAGCGCUAACAAAUGAAAAUUUAAUAGAGUUAGAAGCGAUGCAGUAUUUGGAAGAGGAAGAAGACGAAAGAACUAAAGAAGUAAAAAAGAAAUUCACGGUAAAUGGAAAAAUAACCUUAUUUUAUCUUUCAGAAGAAAUAUUAGACAUUAUUUCACUUCAUCAUAAUUAUUUCGUGGAAAAUGGUGGCACACAUACAUUGGAAUGUCGAAUAUCUUCAAACGCAAUUGGAAGAAAAAUAUAUUUCGGUAAAUUUAAGGAUAUCAAAGGAUAUGAAGGAUAUCAAAUCCGCAGAGGUUCGCAUAUUUAUUAUCAUUAUUCCUGGAAUGAGUUAGGGGGUUUUUGGUGUAAACCCGAACGAAGCAUGCUCUCCGGUGUCCUUUCACAUUCAAUGUGGAAAUAUACUGUACUUUUUCCGACUUCCUUUACGAUAACUAAGAAUAUCGGCGACCAGGCAAAAAUAAAAAUGAAUACGGUCUCAAACUUUCGGUAUGUGAAUUGGAAGAAGAACGAAGUGACGUAUAAUUCCUUUCGUGGUGAAAAGAACAAUUCAUAUAUAAACUUUCCUUCCUUGGAAAUUGGUGAUGCAGGAUUUUACAGUUUGAAUAAAGAUUAUCAUUAUUAUAGUCGUGGAAUUACCAGACUAAUAGUUCGUGUUUGUAAAGAUGGAAUUUAUGGUCCUCUUUGUGAACAUCAAUGCCCAAAUUGUUUAAAUGGAGGAGUAUGUCAUGAUUUAACUGGCGACUGCAUCUGUCCACCAGGAUUCAAUGGAACUCUCUGUGAGAAUGCCUGCAAACCUGGAUUUUUCGGAAGAGAUUGUGGCCAACGGUGCUUCAAUCAGAGAGACCAAACGACUAACUGUGCAGAAAUCCUCUUCUGCUUACCAGAUCCAUAUGGUUGUUCUUGUAUCAGCGGUUUCACGUCUGUCUUUUGCAAUGAAUCGUGUGCUUCGGGAUUCUAUGGUGCAGGAUGUACUCAGAAAUGUUCUAAUUGCAAAAAUUCAAACGAAUGCGAAGCGAAAACCGGCAAGUGUGCAGACGGGUGUGAAGAAGGAUGGCAUGGAACUCCUUGUGUGUUAAGUGAGUAAGACGUAUUGAAUAUAGGUAUAU
This is a messenger RNA of Centruroides sculpturatus (bark scorpion), 1444 nucleotides long. Its product is annotated as angiopoietin-1 receptor-like. NCBI's taxonomy places the organism in Eukaryota, Metazoa, Arthropoda, Arachnida, Scorpiones, Buthidae. The coding region runs from base 1 to 1422 and encodes 473 amino acids. The transcript is spliced from 8 exons. Gene Ontology annotation, molecular function: scavenger receptor activity. The record is from RefSeq and is a predicted model, not a curated record.